CAAUGCUACAGUCGGCCACCAGGGGCAGCAGCGCUCUUGCGGCUCCGCCUCUGCUCUGGGAGACAGGAAGGGGCCGGUUGGGAAAAGCACCUCAUCCUUCUGCCAUUUCUUUCUUUCUUUCUGGCGGAGUUUCUUCCCUCUUGCCUGCUAAGCUGGGCGGUGGGAGGCUUCCUUGCUCCUGGGUGAGUCGGAGGUAGGAGAUGGAGGGGAUGGGGAGCCUUGGCUACAUGCUUUGGGACCCUGGGAGUUGUAGCUGGCCCUCUUUGACAGGGCCUCGUGAAACUAUGGCUCCCAAGGUCCCCUCUCUGGAGUCAGGGCGCUGCAAGCAAAGCCAAAAUAACCUUCAUGUUGGAAAAAUGUUGGCUUCCUGUUAAGCAGUGGUUCUCAACCUGUGAGUCCCCAGAUGUUUUGGCCUACAACUCCCAGAAAUCCCAGCCAGUUUACCAGCUGUUAGGAUUUCUGGGAGUUGAAGGCCAAAAACAUCAGGGGACCCCAAGUUGACAACCAGUAUCCUGCAUGCUUUUACUACUGUGUAGGUUUAUAUCAUCUUUCCAUGCUGUUCAGUCGUUUAGUCGUCUCCGAUUCUUCGUGACCUCAUGGACCAGUCCACGCCAGAGCUCUCUGUCGGCCGUCACCGCCCCCAGUUCCUUCAAGGUCAAGCCAGUCACUUCAAGGAUAACGUCCAUCCAUCUUCCCCUUGGUCGGCCUCUCUUCCUUUUUCCUUCCAUUUUCCCCAGCAUCAUGAUCUUCUCCAAGCUUUCCUGUCUCCUCAUGAUGUGGCCAAAAUACUUCAGCUUUGCCUCUAAUAGCCUUCCCUCCAGUGAGCAGCCAUUGGGCAUUAUUUCCUGGAGGAUGGACUGGUUGGAUCUUCUUGCGGUCCAAGGCACUCUCAGGAUUUUCCUCCAGCACCAGAGUUCAAAAGCGUCUCUCUUCCUUCGCUCAGCCUUCCUCAUGGUCCAGCUCUCGCAUCCAUAGGUUACUAUGGGGAAUACCAUUGCUUUGACUAUGCGGACCUUCGUUGCCCGUGUGAUGUCUCUGCUCUUCACUAUUUUGUCAAGGUUGGCCAUUGCUCUCCUCCGAAGAAGUAGACGUCUUCUGAUUUCCUGGCUGCAGUCUGCAUCUGCAGUGAUCUUCACGCCUAGAAAUAUAAAGUCUGUCACUGCCUCCACGUUUUCUCCCUCUAUUUGCCAGUUAUCAAUAGGUGUAGUUGCCAUGAUAUUGGUUUUCUUGACGUUUAACUGCAACCCACCUUUUGCACUUCCUUCUUUCACCUUGGUGAUAAGGCUCCUCAGCUCCUCCUCACGUUCGGCCAUCAGAGUGGUACCGUCUGCAUAUCUAAGGUUGUUAAUGUUUCUUCCAGCAAUUUUAACUCCGACCUUGGAUUCCUCAAGCCCCGCACGUCACAUGAUGUGUUCUGCAUACAAGUUGAAUAGGGAGGGUGAAAGUAUGCAGCCCUGCCGCACUCCUUUCCCAAUCUUGAACCAGUCUGUUGUUCCGUGGUCUGUUCUUACUGUGGCCACUUGGUCUUUAUACAGAUUUCUCAGGAGACAGACAAGGUGACUUGGUAUCCCCAUACCACCAAGAACAUGCCAUGUUUUAUUAUGAUCCACACAGUCGAAGGCUUUAGAAUAGUCAAUGAAGCAGAAGUAAAUGUUUUUCUGAAACUCCCUGGCUUCUUCCAUUAUCCAGCAGAUAUUGGCAAUUUGGUCUCUCGUUCCUCUGCCUUUUCUGAACCCAGCUUGGACAUCUGGCAACUCUCGCUCCAUGUAUUGUGGGAGUCUGCCUUGCAGAAUCUUGAGCAUUACUUUACUGGCAUGGGAAAUAAGUGCCACUGUACAGAAGUUUGAGCAUUCUUUAGCAUUUCCCUUUUUUGGUAUGGGGAUAUAAAUUGAUUUUUUCCAAUCUGAUGGCCAAUCUUGUGUUUUCCAUAUUUGCUGACAUAUGGCAUGCAUCACCUUGACGCCAUCACCCUUCAAGAUUUUAAACAAUUCAGCUGGGAUCCCAUCGUUUCCUGCUGCCUUGUUGUUAGCAAUGCUUCUUAAGGCCCAUUCAACCUCACUCCUCAGGAUGUCUGGUUCUAAUUCACUCACUACACCAUCAAAGCUAUCCUCUAUAUUAUUAUUCUUCCUAUACAGAUCUUCUGUAUAUUCUCGCCACCUUUUCUUGAUUUCUUCAGCUUCUGUUAGGCCCCUGCCAUCUUUGUUUUUGAUCAUGCCCAUUUUUGCCUGAAAUUUGCCUCCGAUGUUUCUGAUUUUCUGGAAGAGGUCUCUUGUCCUUCCUAUUCUGUUGUCUUCUUCCACAUCCAUGCAUUGCUUGUUCAAAAAUAGUUCCUUGUCUCUUCUGGCUAGCCUCUGGAAUUGUGCAUUUAAUUGGGCAUGUCUCCCCCUAUCGCUGUUUCCUUUCGCCUUCCUUCUUUCUUGGGCUACUUCCAGUGUCUCAACAGACAACCACCUUGCCUUCUUGGUUUUCUUUUUCUUUGGGACGUACUUUGUUGCUGCCUCCUGAACAGUGUUGUGGUCUUCUGUCCAUAGUUCUUCUGGGACUCUUAUUUAUUAAGUCUAGUCCCUGAAAUCUAUUCUUCACCUCUGCUGCAUAUUCACUGGGAAUAUUUGUGAGAUCAUAUCUAAUUGGUCUGUGUAUUUUCCCCAUUCUCUUUAGUCUGAUUCUAAAUUUUGUAAUAAGAAGUUCGUGAUCUGAACUACAGUCAGCUCCAGGUCUUGUUUUCACCGACUGGAUGGAUGUCCGCAAAGGAUGUAGUCAAUCUGAUUUCGGUGUUGACCAUCUGGUGAAGUCCAUGUGUAAAGCCGUCUUUUAGGUUGUUGGAAGAGAGUGUUUGUUAUGCACAUUGAGUUUUCCUGGCAAAAUUCUAUCAGCCUACGUCCUGCUUCAUUUUGUUGUCCCAGACCAUGCUUGCCUGUGAUCCCGGUUAUCAUUUGACUGCCCACCUUAGCAUUCCAAUCUCCUGUAAUGAGAAUAAUGUCUCUUUUUGGUGUGUUGUCCACUAAGUGCUGCAGAUCCUCGUAGGACUUAUCUAAUUCUGCUUCUUCAGCAGCUGUGGUUGGGGCGUAUAUUUGGAUCACUGUGAUGUUAAAUAGCUUGCCUUGAACUUGAAUUGAGAUCAUUCUAUCAUUUUUUGGGUUGUAUCCAAUCACUGCUUUCGCAACUUUAUUAUUAACUAUGAAGGCUACUCCAUUUCUUCGGUGUUCUGCUUGUCAGCAGUAGUAGAUCUGGUGGUCAUCUUUUGUGAAGUGGCCCAUUCCAGUCCAUUUCAGUUCACUGACUCCCAGAAUGUCUAUCUUUAAUCUUGACAUCUCACCAAUAACCAUGUCCGGUUUGCCCUGGCUCAUAGAUCUUACAUUCCAGGUUCCUAUAGUGUGUUGAUCUCUAGAACAUCGGAUUCGUCCUUCACCUCCAGCACCGUCGGCCGUUAGCCUUCCUUUCGGCUUUGAGCUAACUGCGUCAUCACAUCUGGGGCUACUUUGACUAGUCCUCUGCUCCUCCCCAGUAACAUUUUGACCAUCUUCCGACCUGGAGGUCCUAUCUUCCGAUGGUAUACCGACAUUUCUCUGGUUGUACUGAUCCAUGUAGUUUUCAUGGCAAGAAUACUGGGGUGGAUUGCCAUUACCUUCCCCAGGGAUCGUGCUUAGUCUGACCUCUCUGUCAUGACCUUCCCAUCUUGGGUGGCCCUGCACGGUAUAGCUCAUGGCUUCAUCAAGGCACUCAAGCCCCAGCACCACGUCAAGGUAACGAUCCAUCGCACAGGGAUCUCUUUCCAUAGAUUUGUGCAAAGGGUUUCAAUUUUAUGCCCUGUUUCAUUAUAUUUUAACAUUAACAUUUGUGAUGUUUGACUUCCCUCUUGUGAAUUAAUGUUUCUAGACAGUAUUGGAACUCUUGGUGGCGCAGCGAGUUAAACCGCUGAGCUGCUGAACUUGCUGACCAAAAGGUCGGCGGUUUGAAUCCAGGGGGUGGGGUUAGUUUCCACUAUUAGCCCCAGCUUCUGCCAGUCUAGCAAUUCGAAAACAUGCAAAUUUGAAUAGAUCAAUAGGUACCGCUCUGGCGGGAAGGUAAUUGUGCUCUAUGCAGUCAUGCCGGGCACAAGACCAUAGAGGUGUCUACGGGCAACGCCAGUUCUUCAGCUUAGAAAUGGAAAUGAGCACCAAUUCCCAGAGUCGGACACAAAUAGACUUAAUGUCAGGGGAAAACCUUUACCUAUACAGUGUUAGCUUAGAUACAUGUCCGGUUAGGUCUUUUGUGAUGAAUAACCUGGUAGCUUCAAAGCCUGGCUGUUUCCUGCCUGAGGGAAUCUGGGAGAUGUUAACUCCCGGAUGGAGAUAAAAUAUAAUUAUAAACUGCUAUAAAUCCUGGGCCUCUUUUGCAGACCAAUUCAAAGCUAUUCCAAACAGGAAAAUUUUCAUAUUUUUCCUAAUAGACAUGAGGGUGGGGGCUGCUCUAAUAAUAAUCCACUAUAAUUACCCCCAUACCCAAACCUACCAGUCUUUAAUGUUGGUCAGAGGUGUUUGUGUGUGUGUGUGUGUUCCCUGUUCAGGUCAGGAAUAUGUCUCCAUGCUGCUGGAAACACCUGUGCUGAAUUGUUCCAUUGGGCAAGGAAAGAACGGCAGCCCUUUGCUCCUGCCCAUUCAAAGCAAGGUCGGUCGACUCUUUCGUUCAAGGUAUUUCCCUGGAAGCAAUGCUCUUGACUCUUCAUCCAAGAACAAAAGUUUGGCUUGAAGAGAGGAAGAGGAUGGAGGAGCUGAAUCCCGCAAGUCUGCAGCAGGAACAAAGAGCAGCAAGAGAAGGAGGGAAAGCCGGAAGCAUGGUUCAUUCUGAACACGUGACCGAGGGGCCAACAUGGAAAACGCUGGAAGAAGGCAAGGACCUUCCAGGUCAAAGGAUGGAGCAGUGCUGGGAAGCCCAAUGGCAGGAGUUCCUGGAAACCCUCCAGUCGCCUUCCUGGGCAUGGGGAAGCCUUCCGCCGGCAGAGGAAACGCCGUGGGACGAGGCCAAGGCCUUCCUGGCCUCCUUCGAGCAAGUGGCCAAAGCCUGUCGGUGGCCAAAGGAAGAGUGGGCGGCCCGGCUGCUGCCUGCCUUGAGCGGAGAUGCAGAGCAGGCCUUUCGGAGCCUGGAAGCCGGAGACAGGGAGGAUUAUGGGAAAGUGAAGGCGGCCAUCUUGAGAGCAGAGGCCCUGAGAGCGGAGCAGCAGCGCCAGCAUUUUCGGCAGUUCUGCUGCCAAGAGGUCGGGGAUCUGCGAAGUGUUUACAGCCAAGUUCAGGAGCUUUGCAGUCGGUGGCUGAAGCCAGAGAGACGCAGCAAGGAGCAGAUCCUGGAGCUGCUGGUCUUGGAGCAAUUCCUGGCCAGUCUUCCCCAAGACCUGCAAGGAUGGAUCCGAGGCGGAGGGCCGGAGACCUGUUCCCAGGCUGUGGCCCUGGCAGAGGACUUCCUCCUCAAGAGACAGCAAGAGGCCGGUUCCGCCAGGUGCCAGGGACUGUCGCAGGAUGUGUGUGUUGGUUCCCUGGAGGCGAAAGGGAAAACACCAGAUUCUGCUCACAGACAGAUCUAUGAAGAAGCCAAGCCAGUGAAAGAUACUGAGAUCCCUUUGCUAGGUGGUGGAAUCAAAGGCCCAAGUCCUUGCAUUUCAGUGUUUCCUCCUGAAGUAAGACAGAAGCUGGGCUGGAUGAGGUGAGCUGGAGGCAGCUUUGCUUCAAGUGGAGACGUCUCAGCAUGUAGGGGAUGAGCUGAAGGAGAGGCCCGGGGCAGUGCCACUCCCAAAUCAAAGAGAUGGACUGUUGACAGCAGAGACAUCUGGACAAAGAAGUGAUGAAAAGGGAUGUUGGAAGGAGAUGAAGGUAUCUCAGCAGGUAGAGUCUUCACCAGCAGAAGCAUCUCAGAGGAGUUUGACUAUGGCAUCCAACAUGCCAAGAUCCCAGCUCAGAGGUCAGGAGUUGAAGAUGUUAGUGGAGACAGAGAGGAAACACACCAAAAGCCUUAUAGGUGCUGAUAACAAGGCCUCCACAGACGUAGGGAAGCCCUUGUUCUCCACAUAUGGGAGAAAAUACCAUAGUGUGUCAGAUGAGUUUGUUGAUCUGAACCCAAGAAAGAAAGAUGCUGAAUGUCCUGAAGAUGGAGAAACAAGCAAGAGCCACGGACAGUCAUUACAGAGAAACCAAAAUAUUCCUACAGGAAGGAAAAUGCAUAAAUGUGUUACUUGUGAGAUGGACUUCAAAUGUAGAGCGCACCUGGCAUGCCACGAACAGAGUCACACUGGAGAAAAGCCAUAGCAAUGUUCUCAGUGCGAGAAAUGCUUCAGCUGGAAAAAUAAGCUGGUAAGACACCAGCUAAGCCAUACUGGGAUGAAACCCUAUAAGUGCUCUCAGUGUGGCAAGUGUUUCACUCAGAGAUCUACUUUGAAGGACCAUCAAAGAAUUCAUACUGGAGAGAAACCCCAUGAAUGCUCUCAGUGUGGUAAGUGUUUCACUCUUAGAUCUACCUUGAACGUGCAUCAAAGAAUUCAUACUGGAGAGAAACCCUAUAAGUGUUCUCAGUGUGGCAAGUGUUUCACUGAGAGAUCUACCUUGAAGAACCAUCAAAGAAUUCAUACUGGAGAGAAACCCUAUGAAUGUUCUCAGUGUGGCACGUGUUUCACUCUGAGACAUAACUUGAAGGACCAUCAAAGAAUUCAUACUGGAGAGAAACCCUAUAAGUGCUCUCAGUGUGGCAAGUGUUUCACUCAGAGAUCUACCUUGAAGGACCAUCAAAGAAUUCAUACUGGAGAGAAAUCCUAUAAAUGUUCACAAUGUGGCAAGAGCUUUACUAUGAAAAAGACCUUGAAGUACCAUCAAAGAAUUCAUAUUGGAGAGACAUGAAUGACCUCUAUUUGGGAAAUGCUUCACAUUUAAUUGUCUACCAGAUAAUCCAUACUGGAAAGAAACCCUAUUGUGCCCUGAAUGCGGAAAAGGCUUCUCUUGGCAAUAACUCAUAGGUCCUUCAUAAGGUCUCUGUCUUCUGUGCAUUGUGAAAU
Messenger RNA from Anolis carolinensis (green anole), 7015 nucleotides. Its product is annotated as neurotrophin receptor-interacting factor 1. The coding region runs from base 4688 to 5680 and encodes 330 amino acids. The record is from RefSeq and is a predicted model, not a curated record. The transcript is spliced from 5 exons. NCBI's taxonomy places the organism in Eukaryota, Metazoa, Chordata, Lepidosauria, Squamata, Anolidae.